Pogoniulus pusillus (Red-fronted tinkerbird) is the source of this 2548-nucleotide messenger RNA. RefSeq names its product abhydrolase domain containing 15 (gene ABHD15). NCBI's taxonomy places the organism in Eukaryota, Metazoa, Chordata, Aves, Piciformes, Lybiidae. Gene Ontology annotation, molecular function: short-chain carboxylesterase activity; monoacylglycerol lipase activity. The record is from RefSeq and is a predicted model, not a curated record.
AGGCAGGACUCGGCCACGUGUCCCUCCCAUUUCACCCAGUCCCCUUGGCCCCGGCUGGCGGCAGUCACGCCAGCCCCAGCGCAGCCCCGCCGCUUUGCUUGCCCAGCCCCGGGGCAGGGCUUUCCAGUCGCUGCCCUGCAUCGCGCUGUAAACCCACCGGAGCACCGCGCCUGCCGGCUGGGCCUCCCUCCGUUCCCGUGAUGUCCCCCGAGGGUUUGGUGGCUGUAGCUGUGGUGCUUAUUGGCCUGGGCUUCCUGGCCUGCUGCUUUUGGGCAGGGAGGCUGGAGGUGCCUGGAGACUGGGGAGAGGAAGAAGAGGGGAUCCCCUUCAUCGCUGAGGAUGGUGCAGAGUGCUGCCGGCUAUUCUGCAAGCCUUCAGCACUGGCCCAGCACCUGGUACGGAGCUUGGGGCGGUCAGUGGUGCUGUGGGGGGGCUGCUGGCUGUGGCCAAACUGGCCCCAGGUCCAGAUGCUGUGGCAGCUCCUGCAGCUGCCCAAACCGGAGCCGGCCGUGGUCCGGGAGUUCUUGCAGCUACGUGAUGCUGGACUGGUGGCCCUGGACUGGCUGCUUGGGCCACGGAGGGCUGGGAGUGACAGUGAUAGUGGGGGCCUGAGCUUGGUGCUGCUGCUUAUCCCCAAUGCUGCUGGGAAGGUGACUGGGGGGCUCCUGCAGCUGGGGCUGCAGGCACUGGAGCAGGGGUUUGUCCCUGUCAUCUUCAACCGGCGGGGCCACAACGGCUGCCCCCUCACCACCCCCUGUCUCCAGCCAUUUGGGGACCCCGGAGAUCUGCGGGAGGUGGUGACCUACCUGCACUGCCGGCACCCUGCUGUCCCUCUUGUGGCCGUCAGUGAGGGCUCAGGCUCAGGGCUGCUGCUUGCCUAUCUUGGGGAGAGUGGCUCCUCCAGCCGCCUGGCCGCUGCUGCCUGCAUCUCCCCAAUCUUCCGUGGCCGGGACUGGUUUGAGGCCAGGAUGCCCUGGCUCUAUGAGUGGCCGCUGCUGCUGCACCUCAAGCAGGGACUCAGCAGGUACGCGGGGUCCCUGGCCAAGGUGGUGGAUGUAGACAGGCUGCUGGGCAGCCGCUCGCUGCGGGAGCUGGAAGAAGCCCUCUUCUGCCGGACCAAGAGCCACCCCACCACCUGGGAGGCCUACUGGGAACGCAACGAGCCCCUGCGCGACGCCGACGAGGCGGCCGUGCCGCUGCUGUGUCUCUGCAGCGCCGACGACCCCGUCCGUGGCCCCGUGGGCUGCAGCCUGCCCCUGGAGCUCUUCCGCAGCAGCCCUUACUUCUUCCUGCUGCUGACCUCGCGUGGGGGACACUGCGGCUUCCCUCAGCGGGGACCGCGCCGCAGCUGGGCCCAUGAGGCCGUGCUGGAGUUCUUCAGGGCCAUGGUCGAGUUCCUGCAGGCAGAGGACCGAAGGAAGGGGCUGCCGCAGCCGCGCAGGUUCGGGGGUGCUGCUGCCAAGCCCCCGGUUUUCACCUGGCAAAGGUCCUACACCCGGUAGCCCGCAAGCAGCAGGCGCACGGGGCAGGGCAGGGUGAGAAAAAGAGGCAGACACUCCAUGUACUAAAAUUACUUUAUUACAGUUGAUUUUUUUUAACAUUUCCUUUGCUAUGAUACAAAGGAUACUUACAAACAAAAUAUUACAUAUGACCUUAUUUUUUUUCUUUUUUUUUUUUUUUUUUUCCCUCUUCUCUUAUUUUCUGACAACUUGGUAACAGCUUUAAAUGCACAAUCUAUACAAUUAAUACAGGUUAUAUAUGAGCUAUAAUGUAUGUUGAACCAGAAGAAUACCAGAAUACUGACAAUAUACUGUACAUUAAGCCUUACCAGUUAGUGCUCCUGGCAUUUUCUACGAGAAGGAAAACGCACACCUGUAGAUUCACUCAUACCAGCUGGUGCUACCAGACAUGGAAGCAGGAAGGAGUUUAAUUCCCCUAGUUAAAUCCUUCAUGGCCCAUCACCGUGGUGUUGGGCCUGGAAACCUCAGACCAGUGUUCAUAGUAAGACAGCAGAUAUGUGUGUUAUUAUCAACUACUGCUCUGCGGCACAAAACCGGGCAGCCGGGUGCCUUCCCCUGGCACCGGGGCUUUGCCGUACCUGGAUGAUGCCCCAGAGCAGACAGCAACGGCCCUGGGGCCGGGCACAGGGUGAGCUCUUGUUGCCGAGCUGGAUCUCCUUACGGAGGGGGAGAGGAGGAGAGGAAAAGCAGCAACAUCUUUGCUGAUAGCAGUAGGCAGCUCUCAGGUUUGUGCACAUCAACAGGUGGGCACCGAGGGGGAAGGAGCAAACCCAGGGCACAUCAUUCCCCUGGCACAGCUCGGCUGAACUGUGGGGCGCAGUCCUGGGCUGCACUCAGAGCUGGUGCCUGGCAAAAAACCUUGGUGGGGCUGGAAGCUGCCUUGCAGUUACCUGCUCACCAGGAAAGGUUUGCUUUUGUUUUGCAGCCAAAGCUAGAGUUGUGUGGCUACAGGUGUGCACUUCCCCUCCUCCUGCCAUGGGCUACGUCGGACUGAUAAGGUUACAUUUCUGUUUUAACUUUUUUUUUUU